AUGAGCAAAAAGGAUCUCGUUAGGCCAUGCGAAAAACCACCUGCUGCUGGCUUUCCAUGCGUCAUCGAAAGUCCAGAAGGAGCAAGUGCAAAGCUUGAAAGCUUCUUGGCGCCGCCGUGUCCCCUCGGCCCGAUUCCAACGCUCUCCAUUGCCUUACGCCUUAUCGGUGCCAUAUCCGACGAUGACAAACAGUUGAGACGGCAGCCUGAGGAGGAGGCUAGAUUUCUCUGA
Molecule: messenger RNA, 231 nt
Organism: Caenorhabditis auriculariae
Lineage: Eukaryota; Metazoa; Nematoda; Chromadorea; Rhabditida; Rhabditidae
Source: the annotation of a GenBank genome assembly